Molecule: messenger RNA, 930 nt
Organism: Cottoperca gobio
Lineage: Eukaryota; Metazoa; Chordata; Actinopteri; Perciformes; Bovichtidae
Product: olfactory receptor 11A1-like
Exons: 1
Coding region: 1-930 (309 amino acids)
Biological process (GO): G protein-coupled receptor signaling pathway; detection of chemical stimulus involved in sensory perception of smell
Cellular component (GO): membrane
Molecular function (GO): odorant binding; G protein-coupled receptor activity; olfactory receptor activity
Source: RefSeq, a predicted model, not a curated record
AUGAAGACAAACUCUACACAGGUUUCAUAUUUCACACUAAGUGCCUACGUUGACACCGGGGUUUUUAAAUACUUGUACUUCCUGAUUGUUCUGACUUUUUAUAUUUGUAUUAUUGGUGCCAAUGUGUUGCUGCUUGUGGUUAUCUGUGUGAACAGAAGCUUACAUGAACCUAUGUACCUUUUUCUGUGCAGCCUGUUUGUAAAUGAACUGCUUGGUAGUACAGGGUUGUUUCCAUUCCUUCUGGUUCAGAUCCUCUCUGACGGUCACACUGUUUCUACUUCUUCUUGUUUCCUGCAGAAUUUCUGUUUGUAUUCAUAUGGAGGUGUAGAAUUUACUAAUUUAGCCGUCAUGUCUUAUGACAGAUAUCUUGCUAUCUGUUGUCCUCUGCAAUAUAACACCCAAAUGUCAUUUGACAAAAUUACCGUGCUUAUUGCUGUAUCAUGGAUUUGUCCUUUACUUCUGAGUCUUGUGAUGACGUCUUUGAGUGCGUCUUUACAGCUGUGUGGGAACAUCAUUAACAAAGUGUACUGUGAUAACUAUUAUAUUGUUAAACUGGCCUGUUCUGACACUACAGUCAACAACAUUUAUGGACUUAUUGUGAGUGUCUUCUCAAUCUUUUGUCCUUUAAUUAUAAUCCUCUUCUCCUACAUGAGGAUCCUUAAAGUGUGUUUCUCUGAUUGUAAGCAGACGAGACAGAAAGCUGUCAGUACCUGCACACCUCACCUCGCUUCUCUGCUCAACUUCUCUUUCGGUGGUUUCUUUGAAAUAUUACAGAGCAGGUUUGAUAUGAACAGUGUCCCCAAUAUGUUGCGUAUUUUCUUGUCGUUAUACUGGCUUACAUGCCAGCCGAUUUUCAACCCUUUACUGUACGGUUUAAAUAUGUCCAAAAUCCGCAUCAUAUGCAGAAGUCUUGUCUUUGCUAAAAUGUAA